Molecule: messenger RNA, 564 nt
Organism: Chlorella variabilis
Lineage: Eukaryota; Viridiplantae; Chlorophyta; Trebouxiophyceae; Chlorellales; Chlorellaceae
Exons: 4
Cellular component (GO): cytoplasm; membrane; microtubule
Molecular function (GO): GTP binding; GTPase activity; microtubule binding
Source: RefSeq, a predicted model, not a curated record
CUGCAGAUCCCAAAAAUUGCUGUCGUUGGAGAUCAGUCCAGCGGGAAGUCCUCUUUGAUUGAAAGCAUUUUUGGCAUCAGUUUGCCCCGAGGCGAAGACAUUGUGACCCGCACACCGAUCCAGGUUGAACACCGCUACAGCGAUGGUGAGGCGUAUGCUGAGCUGAGCUUCCGAUCCAGCCCCGACUCCGAGGAGCUGAUCAAGAAGCGCAUCGCAGACCUCAGCACGAUUGAUGAUGAAGUGCGCGAGGCGACCCGGAGGGUGGCAGGGAGCGGCAAGGGCGUGGUGGACAGCCCCAUCUACCUGCGGGUGUACACCAACAAGCUGCCCGACCUGACGGUGCUGGACCUGCCAGGCAUCACUCGCAACGCGGUGGAGGGGCAGCCCGAGGACAUCGAGGAGAUUAUCAACACGAUGAUCGAGAGCCACAUCGCGGGCGAGACCACUGUGGUGCUGGCCAUCGUGCAGGCAAAUGUGGACUUUUCCACCGCAGCUGCCAUCAAGCUGGCCAAGAAGUUUGAUCCCAACCGGGACCGCACCAUGGUGAGUCCCAGCUGCUGCUGA